Oryctolagus cuniculus (rabbit) is the source of this 2249-nucleotide messenger RNA. It is a transcript of the gene TSTD2, whose product is annotated as thiosulfate sulfurtransferase like domain containing 2. The record is from RefSeq and is a predicted model, not a curated record. Lineage: Eukaryota; Metazoa; Chordata; Mammalia; Lagomorpha; Leporidae.
CCUUGCGCUCACGGCCGCGAAGACUUCCGGAGCGGGGUGACGUCCCGAGAGGCCUUUCCUACGCACCACGCGGCGGGGUCUGUAGGGUCGAGGGCGGUGCGUGGUGACCUUUGCCCGGCGGAGGCACCGGGUGGAGAAGGAGCUAAGAAAGGAGCAGGACCGGCGGGAGGUGCUUAACUGCGAGGGAUCUCGGCCACACUGCUGCCAUCAAGCCAGAUGCCUUCUUGCACUUCACCAGACCAGGGAGAGGACCUGGAGGCCUGUGUUCUAAGAUUUUCUGACCUGGAUUUAAAAGAUACAAGUCUUAGUAGGCCCAACAGCAGUCUCAAAGCAGAGUUAGAUGGCAGUACCAAGAAGAAAUACUCAUUUGCAAAGAAAAAGGCUUUUGCCCUUUUUGUCAAAACCAAAGAAGUUCCAACACGUCCUUUAGGAGAUAAAGAAAAACGGUGGCAAUGCUGUCAGCACCUGUUCACAGACCGGAGCAGCAUCCAUAGACACGUGGCAACACAACAUGCUGAUGAAAUGUACCAGCAGACUGCGUCUGUUUUAAAGCAGCUGGCUGUGACCCUGAGCACGUCAAAGAGCCCUACGGCUGCUGACCAACAAAACCGCGUGGAAGGACACCUUCCUCACAGCCAUGAUGUGUCUGCUUGGCUCCCUGAUACAAGCUGCAUCAGUGCUAAUGAGCUGAUAAGUGGCCAGGGCAGUGAUGAAGGGGAGGUGCUUCUCUAUUACUGCUACUGUGACCUGGAGGAUCCGCACUGGGUGUGUGCCUGGCAGACAGCUCUGUGUCAGCAGCUGCACCUCACGGGCAAGGUUCGAAUCGCUAAAGAGGGGAUCAAUGGGACAGUUGGUGGAAGCAAAUUGGCCACGAGACUCUAUGUGGAAGUCAUGCUUUCUUGUCCAUUAUUUAAGGACUAUCUGUGUGAGGAUGAUUUUAAGACCAGCAAAGGAGGAGCUUGCUGUUUCCCAGAACUGCGUGUUGGUGUGUUUGAAGAGAUUGUGCCCAUGGGGAUCAGCCCAGAUAAGACCUCCUACAAGAAGCCUGGAAUCCAUUUAUCUCCAAGUGAAUUUCAUAAAGAAGUAGAAAAGUUUUUAUCUCAGGCCAAUCAGGAACAAAGUGAUACUAUUCUACUAGAUUGCAGAAACUUCUAUGAAAGCAAAAUAGGACGGUUCCAGGGCUGCCUAGCCCCAGACAUCAGGAAAUUCAGCUAUUUCCCUGACUAUGUCGACAAAAAUCUGGAUGUUUUCAGAGAGAAGAAGGUGCUGAUGUACUGCACUGGGGGCAUCCGUUGUGAGCGGGGUUCAGCCUACCUCAAAGCCAAGGGAGUGUGUAAAGAAGUGUUCCAGCUCAAGGGUGGCAUCCACAAGUAUCUGGAAGAGUUUCCUGAUGGUUUUUACAAAGGGAAGUUGUUUGUUUUUGAUGACCGUUACGCCCUGUGCUACAACAGUGACGUGGUGUCAGAAUGUUCAUACUGUGGAGCCCCCUGGGACCAAUAUAAACUCUGCUCCACUACACAGUGUCGCCAGCUCGUGUUGACCUGCCCUGCCUGUCAAGGACGAGGAUUCACAGCCUGUUGUGUCACGUGUCAAGACAAAGGGGGCAGGCAGGCCCCAGGCUCCACCCAGCACAGCUUUAAGGAGGAAUGCGAGUGCACAGCCCGGCGGCCGCGCAUACCGAGGGAACGCAUGGCAGGCGUGCCUCCCUGUGGGCCAUGCUCAUAGCCGUGGCCCCUGGGCGUUUUCCCAAGCCUUCACAACAGCUCACCACGUAUAGCAGAACGUCAGGCUACAGAAGCAGACAAGUUGGCAAGUUCGCUCCUGGCCAGUGCCACCGUGGCAUACUGGUUGCCAUAUUGGCCACCUAUACUUCUCAGGGUAGAGAGAGGGACUGAAGGGCUGACUGCCUGCUUACCCGAAACACUGUGACUCCUACUAUGCCAGAGCACAGAACAAGGUGAGCUGCUGGAUCCCCAAGCUGCUGCUAGUGCAGGCCCGAGCCUGGUGACCAUGUCCUGCCCCGUCUCUGCCAUGCAGGAGGGCUGGGUCAGUCACUGGCCUUGUCAACAAACCUGUCCAUCCUGGUGGCAAAAAUGGGAAAGCUGUGGCCCCAGGAGUGACUCCUAAACCAGGCCUGUUGGUUCACCUGCCAUCAACACUCCCGCCUCACCUGUCUCUUCUGACAGAGGAUUUGCAAGCUGGCAUUUGGCCCAUCUCCUACUUUUGUAAAUAAAGUUGGUUGGAAUAGU